AUGGAGGUGUCAAAAAUAUCAGACAUGACCAAGCUCCACCAGGCUGUGGCUGCAGGGGACUGCAAUUCAGUGAAGAAGCUUUUGAAGAAAGGUCUCUGUGACCCAAACUACAAGGAUGGAGACUGGAACGACAGGACCCCACUCCACUGGGCUGCAAUCAGAGGGCAAAUGGAGGUGUUCCAUCUCCUGAUACAAUCUGGAGCCAGGCCCUGCUUGGUAACCGAUGUGGGCUGGACGGCAGCUCACUUUGCAGCCGAGUCAGGCCAUCUGAAUGUACUCAAAGCUCUGCAUGCACUUCACACCGCCAUCGAUGCUGCUGACUUCUUUGGAGACACGCCCAAGAGGAUUGCACAGAUCUAUGGUCAGAAGGACUGUAUGAACUUCCUGGAGAUGGCAGAACCGGAAUGCAGGGACCGCCGCCAGAGAGGACUAUUGCUUGACGAGCGGGAUCCAGAUUGGGACCUCAAGAAAAGGGAGCUAGAGCUGUCCCUUCCAGCUCCGGAUCAAAAGGCCAACAAAAAGAAGAAGAGAAUCCGAGGCUCCACCAGGCUCAACCAUUCCAACCCCUGGAGGGUGUGAGAAGGUGAAGCCCCAGGGCUCAGGCUGGAAGCAGCAGGAAUACUCCGACAUCUUCACUGGAUUCGACUCAGCCACCCUUACUGGGUCAUCUAAAGAAAGUCCCAGCCAUUCAGUAGCAAAGUCAUUCAGUUGCAAAGUUUUGCCAAUUUGUUCUCUAUAGAAGCUAAGGUCUCCUUGAUAAAAACCUGAUGCCCAGAGGCGUGACCCGGAGGAGGGGGUGGGGGACACGUAACCUUAGCCGGCAGACAACUGUUUGCAUUUGGUUUCCGUGGCUUGCAGUAUCAGCAUGCCACACCCCUCACCCCAUGAACGCACAUAGUUACAGAAUGGUCAAGAUCAAAAUAAGUGCUCUUCUAAUUAAGUUGAUCGAC
Apodemus sylvaticus (European woodmouse) is the source of this 950-nucleotide messenger RNA. RefSeq names its product ankyrin repeat domain 66 (gene Ankrd66). The record is from RefSeq and is a predicted model, not a curated record. Lineage: Eukaryota; Metazoa; Chordata; Mammalia; Rodentia; Muridae. The transcript is spliced from 3 exons. Gene Ontology annotation, molecular function: protein binding. The coding region runs from base 1 to 579 and encodes 192 amino acids.